This is a messenger RNA of Equus quagga, 2076 nucleotides long. It is a transcript of the gene TRIM69, whose product is annotated as tripartite motif containing 69. Gene Ontology annotation, molecular function: protein binding. The record is from RefSeq and is a predicted model, not a curated record. NCBI's taxonomy places the organism in Eukaryota, Metazoa, Chordata, Mammalia, Perissodactyla, Equidae. The transcript has 8 exons. Bases 366 to 1865 code for a protein of 499 amino acids.
AAAAUAGCGGGUUAAAAGGAGGGGAAAACCCCAGGGCUCUCCACCGUGGGGUCGGUGGGAAGACGCGCCGCGACUCCCGCUUGGUGACCUUGGCUCUGUUCUUCGCUGGGCGCCGCCGCCAACCUGGGCGUGUUCACGUACCUUCAGCAAAAGUCUGCCCGGAAGCCACCUCAGCCCUGGGAACUCUCCGAGUUGAGCAAAACAAAGGCAAGCCCUUGUUUUAGUCCUUGAGGGAACCACCAGACAGAGUGGAACACUCAACCACAAUUCUUUGAGAAUAAGGUCCAUAUUCCCUCUGGCACUCGCAACCUGCACCAGGAGUGCAGCUGCCAUCUAAUGGAUGCCACCAGUCUGGGGGGCAAGGAAUGGUAUCUUCCAACAAUUCCUCCAACAUCGACCCAGGCAACCACGUUGAAGUGAAUGAUUUGACCACCCAGAUACCCUCAAAAGUGCAGAUACAAGAUAUUACUAUGGAGCUACACUGCCCACUGUGUAAUGAUUGGUUCCGUGAUCCACUGAUGCUAAGCUGUGGCCACAACUUCUGCCAGGCCUGUAUCCAAAACUUUUGGAAGCAGCAAACAAGGGAAACGUUCUGUCCUGAGUGUAAGAUGCUAUGUCAAUAUAGCCACUGUACAUUCAACCUUGUCCUGGAGAAGCUGGUAGAGAAGAUUAAGAAGCUACCCCUACUCAAGGGCCAUCCACAAUGCCCAGAGCAUGGAGAGAACCUGAAACUGUUCAGUAAGCCAGAUGGGAAACUGAUCUGCUUUCAAUGUAAAGAUGCUCGGUUGUCUGUGGGGCAGUCUAAAGAGUUCCUGCAGAUCACUGAUGCUGUCCAGUUCUUUAUGGAGGAGCUUACCAUCCAUCAGGGUCAAGUGGAGGCAACCCUGAAGGAACUUCAGUCCCUGAGGAACAUGCAGAAAGAUGCUAUUGGUGCUUACAAGGAAAACAAGCUACACCUGCAGCAACACGUCUCUUUGGAGUUUCUAAAGCUGCAUCAGUUCCUGCACAGCAAAGAAAAGGACAUUUUAAAUAACCUCCGAGAAGAGGGGAAAGCCUUGAAUGAGGAGAUGGAGAUAAAUCUGAACCAGCUUCAGGAACAGUCUCUCCUAGCCAAGGAGAUGUUGGUGAGCAUCCAGGAACGGAAGGAACAGCAGAACUCCUUCGACUUUCUCAAAGACAUCACCUCUUUCUUGAAUAGCUUGGAGCAAGGAAUGAAGGUGCUGACACCCAGAGAGCUUAUCUCCAGAAAGCUGAACGUGGGCCUGUACAAAGGUCCCAUCCAGUACAUGAUCUGGAGGGAAAUGCAGUCCAUUCUAUCUCCAGGACUAUCUCCCCUAACUCUCGACCCUAAAACAGCUCACCCAAAUCUGGUGCUCUCCAAAAACCGAACCAGUGUGUGGCAUGGUGACAUUAAGCAGGUAAUGCCCGAUGAUCCAGAGAGGUUUGACUCCAGUGUGGCUGUGCUGAGCUCAAAAGGCUUCACAUCUGGAAAGUGGUACUGGGAAGUAGAAGUGGCAAAGAAGACAAAGUGGACAGUUGGAGUCGUCAGAGAAUCCAUCAUUCGGAAAGGCAGCUGUCCUCUAACUCCUGAGCAAGGAUUCUGGCUUUUAAGACUAAGGAACGAAACAGAUCUAAAGGCUCUGGAUUUGCCUUCUUGCAAUGUGAAACUGAUUAACAACCUCGACAAGGUGGGAAUAUACCUGGAUUAUGAAGGAGGGCAGGUGUCCUUCUACAAUGCUAAAACCAUGACCCACAUUUACACCUUCAGUAGCACUUUCAUGGAGAAACUUUAUCCCUACUUCUGCCCUUGCCUUAAUGAUGGUGGAGAGAAUAAAGAACCAUUGCAUAUCUUACAUCCACGGUAAUUAGUCAUACUAUUGUAUAAAUUCAGAGUAUUAUUAAAGAGGUAUUGAAAUAGUUUACCAGUCUCACUGGUUUCUCUUCCCAAUUUAUGUGGAACUCUGGAAUAACAAAAAGAGGAUUCACAAAUUAAAUUCCAUUCUCAGUGUCCUAGGUGGAUUUCACUGGAGCCUUUCAAGAAAGAUGUCAUUCUAAUUCUCUGGGGUCUAGGAGCCA